Phasianus colchicus (ring-necked pheasant) is the source of this 3525-nucleotide messenger RNA. RefSeq names its product protein phosphatase 1 regulatory subunit 3A (gene PPP1R3A). NCBI's taxonomy places the organism in Eukaryota, Metazoa, Chordata, Aves, Galliformes, Phasianidae. Gene Ontology annotation, biological process: regulation of glycogen biosynthetic process. Gene Ontology annotation, molecular function: protein phosphatase 1 binding; glycogen binding. Gene Ontology annotation, cellular component: protein phosphatase type 1 complex. The record is from RefSeq and is a predicted model, not a curated record.
AUAUCAGAGAGCCCAAUGGAGUCUUUCGAAGGACCCAGUCAGGUUAGCAAGGCUAACUUAUUAGAAGUCCCUACUGUAAACGAUUACUUUUCUGAAGAUGAAGAUGUUAAACCUGACAUUAAACACCGUUUCUCUCCACUUCCCCGAAGGCGGAAUUCUGCUUCUUCAGAGGAAGAGGAGGCAGAUGCCCCUACCACCAUUGCAAGAAAGGUUUCAUUUGCUGAUGCAUUUGGGUUUGAUCUUGUGUCUGUUAAAGAGUUUGAUACCUGGGAAAUUCCAAAUAUAGCACAAAACAAUGACUUAGAAGAUGAAGCUUUCCCUCAAGAGGAAUUUUUUUUAACUCAGCUAUUUACAUUACCUACUUCCCAAGAAGAAGUUUUGCAAAAAGUGCGAGAACAUAAAGUACUGUUGGAGUCAAUUGUGUUCCUGCCUGGGAUUACCUGUAUGAACGGCAUUAUACGAGUCCUCAAUGUAUCUUUUGAAAAAUUCGUGUAUGUUCGAAUGACACUGGAUGACUGGGUCAGUUAUUAUGAUAUCCUAGCAGAGUUCAUGCCUAAUUCUUGUGGCAGUGAAACUGACCAGUUCUGCUUUAAGAUUUCUUUGGUGCCUCCUUAUCAGAGAGAUGGAGCCAAAGUGGAAUUCUGUAUACGAUAUGAAACAUCAAUUGGUACCUUCUGGGCAAACAACGACGACAAAAACUACACGCUGAUUUGUCACAAGAAAGAUACUGUGCCCAAGUUGGAUAAUAAACCACACAGAGAAAGUGCUGAUAGACAUCUUAAAGGCUGCUUAAAGACGGCACCAAGCAGCAAAGAAGAAAUAUUGGCAACAUCUGAUGGUGACAUAUGGAAUAAUUCAAGGACUUCAGAUGCAAACAUCCCAGAGAUUGUUUGUUCACAAGCAGAAGACAAAGAGAGUGCACCAGCUAAUGAAAAUAUAAAAGAUAAAAAUGCAGAAUACAACCAGGGUGAUCAUGAAGAUGAUGAAAAAGAAUUAGAGUUGCUGCUAAAUCAGCACUUCACAGGAGCUAAAGGUACCUCUUCCAGAGAUGAAAGGAAUUUAGACACAACAGAACCAGUUAAUUUUCCAAGUGAAACUGUAAGACUGGAGAAAAAUCUAACUUGUGUAGAAAGAAGCAGUGACUUGCUGAGGCACCCAGUGCCUAUCAGUUCCUUAUCUGAAAACACUUCACAAGUGAUAGGAGAAGAAUUAAAAGGUAAUGCUAAGUAUUCCAUAGGAGGUUAUAAUAGUCACCCAUCAGAAAAGGAAGUCUCUGCUGGCUCAGCAAACAGCAGCAAACAGUCUUGGGAUUCUACUGGUAUCAGUGAAACCCUUUCAUCGGCAAAAUACUUUCCUGGAACAAAGCAGAAUGAGGCUAUCAAUAUUGUGGCUCCUGUCUCAAGCCGACAAGGAGAGAGCCACACAGAUAUUACAAGAGGUGAAGCAGAUAGUGCCUCAGGAAGUAAGAUGAUGGAGAGGUUAUUCAUCAGUGAGGAUGAUAUCUCGAAAGAGGCCUGUGAAAUGAGACCAGCAGCCAUUUCUUCAGUGCGUGAUGAAUCCUUGCAAUUAAAAGCAUGCAUAACAGGAACGCUGGAUGGCAAUGCUAAUCCAGCUCCAGAGCACCAAGUGCCGAAAAUAUCUCACCAAACUCUGGAUUCAUUGUCAUCAGCUGCUGACAAAAACGAAGGAAAAAUUGAGAUGAUUGAAAGCAAAGUUCAGGCACAUUUAAAAGGAGAUUUACAUACUGACACUUCUGCAUACACUGAUGUCUCAAUAGAUUCCACAAAAAGCCAAUAUACACACAAAAAAGGAGUUUGUGAAUUGUCAGAAAAGAAUUAUAACACUGAUACAGAGAAGGAGAAAAGAGUCAUUGAAAUAGCAGAUUUAGCACUAAUUGGAGAGGAAGAAGCACCCAAGCCUUUCAAGUCUCACAGAAAACAUGCUUUCAGCGCAUCGUUCCUGCCAGAUGAAGACAACAAGUACAGAGCCAGGCCUGCACAAGCAGGACCUGGGGCUUACUUGCCAGAGAAUGAAAGCAGAGCUGAAGAUGCUCAGGAACACAGAGGAUUCACAAGGUUAAAAGACAGAGGAAAGACAGAGAAUGGAAAUAAAGGAGGACUGACAGGGACAGAAAGUGAAGAAAACGCCACUGGACUGGCAUGGAAGCGAGCAGAUAGUGGGGUGCGGUGGGCAGCAGGGGGUGAUGCAGGGGCUCAGAGCUCAUGUACUAAAGAGUUAUUUACCUGCCAAGAGGCAGAGAGCUGUGAAAAGUCUCCUGUCUCUGAGCACGGCAUUAAAGGGAAAGCAGAGGCAGGUACAGCUUAUAUAAUUAAAACAACAUCAGAAAGUGCUCCAGAAAAAAUGUCUGCCAGUGAAAAAGCAGUAAUUGCUAAGCUACCUCAAGAGAUUGCACUAAGUGACAGGCCCACAGAGGAAAAGGAAACAGCGUUUGAUACACAUGAAGGGAGAAAUGAUGGUUCACAUUAUGCUCUUUGUCAACUCAACACAGUGGGUGUAUUAUAUGACACCGAAUUUGAAAAGGAAUCAGUUUUAGAUAUUUAUAAUGCACGUGUACAUGAAACACUGCAAGGAGAAACGAUGUCUGUAUGCAGUAGCAGGGAAAAACGUGCCAAAGCAAAACCAGACAUUGGAGAUAUUCUGCCUGCAGAAGGAGCUGUGAAGGCUUCUUCUGCAGAAAAGAAAGAAGGCUUGGGGCAGGGCUUACAUUCAGAAGAAGUAUCUAAAUAUUCCCAGAGUGCCCAGAAGCAUCGCUACAGUGAAGAAUUGGCAGAGCUCUAUAGCGAAGAGAGCUACCUUGGAACACCUUCCUAUUUGCCCGUCAAAGCUCAAACAAAAACACCAACUUCUGGUACAAACACUAUGCCCAGUUACCACUAUAAAAGCCCUCCACUGUCAUCUUCCACAGCGGACAUGGACCAUCCAUAUAUUCACUCUGAAUUCAAAGUCAUUGAAAAGGUUGUUGCCGAGUCAGGAUAUGAUUUCAGUCUGCCAAAUGAAAUGAAACAUAUUAAUAAAUGCCUCUUUCCUGAAGCUGAAAGAAAAGAAGUACCUUCCACUUCAGACACAACCGUUGCUAGAGAAGGAAGAGGAAGCAAUAUAGGUCAAUGUUUCCAUCAAGCAGAGUUCAAGCAAGAGAAGUCAUUGAGGCCAGAAAUUUCAAUUAGUAAGGCUACCAAAGAAGUUGGUGGGAGAGGCUCUGAUUCUCACCAUUUAAUAACUGAGGGGAAAACACUAAAUUGGCUUGAUGACUCGCAGGAUGAAAAACAGAACAUUUCUCAUUCUGCAGAUAUGUCUGACCAGAAUACUGAAGAACAGAUGCUGUCUAGUGAGACUCCAGGUUUAAAAGAGAUUGGUUGCAAAAUCUUUUGUUUCUUCUUCUUUCUUGUGUUUGCUGCAACACUUUACCACUAUGAUUUGAUGGUUUGUCUUGCACUCUACCUGUUCUCCUUGUACUGGCUCUACUGGGAAGGAAGAAGAAGCAAAGAGUCUGUCAAGAAGGAAUAA